AUGACAUCGUCCAGUAAUAACGAUGAUACUACAUCAAGUGAUACUGAUGAUGAAUCAGUUUUUUAUGAUGCGAAUAGUAGUCCAACUAAUAAUGACAUAAAAAUAUCACUUCAACAAGAACCUCGAUGGAGAAUACCAUCAAAACAAGAAUCAUUAAAAACAUCUGAAAAUUUUUCUACAAUUCCAUUAACUGAGGAUCAGCUACAUGAUAUUCAAAGACGUGAUAAACUUCAACGAUUACGAGAUCAUGAUAAUCAAAAUAGUCCAACUAUAACAAUUAAAUCUCCAACUGAAUCACCACAACUCGCACGAUCAACAAUAGUAGAACAAAAAUUAAAUGAUAAUAAUACAUCACCAACAUCUGACGAGCAUGUUGAUAAUGAAUAUAAUAGACGUCAUAAACAGAGUUCGGCAUCUACAACAUCAAAACAAACAUUCUCAUAUGUUUCUCCUGCAUCCAGUGAACAAUGGUCACCUGCCUACUCAACAUUAUCAAUAGCAUCAGCAAGUAAUACAAGUGGAUAUUAUUCAAAUAGAAACAUAUUAUCAGCUAGUAGUGAACCAAGUAUAGUUGAUUUACAUACAAUCGAUCGUAUAACAAAAUAUGGUGAAUUAUCUCCCAAUAGUCGAAAAUUAAAUGAUGAUGAAAUUCUUCAACAACCCAUUGUACGUAAUCUUGAUAAUGGAAAAUAUAUGCCAUUAAUUGAUGCUAAUCCAAUGACACAAACAAUAUUGGAACGUGUUCGUCGUAGUGAAAGUAUGAUUCCAUCACGUCGUGGUUCAUUAAUAAAUAGUAGUCUUAGUUUAAGACAAAAAUCUAUCGAUAAUCUUAGAAAAUCAGCAAUGAAUCUUUCACAUAAAACUUAUCAUAAUGAUGAUAAUGAAUCGACAUCAUCAGAAUCUUCAAAUCAUACAGUAGCUACAUCACCACCAAUAAGUAAUCAAUCAUCACCAACAACUGUACGUCGAGGAACAUCAAUAAGAAAACAAUUAGUACAUUUAGUUGCAAAAAAUAUUUUACGUAAAGAAAAAAUAAAAACAAUUGAUGAUCGUCAUGAUACAGGUGAUGAUGAAGAAGAUGAGACUGGACGAGUAUUAAUAAAUGAUGGUUCAAAUGGUGAUUUAAAAUAUAAAGCAUCAAGAUAUUUAAAAGAACCAGCACAAUUUGAUAAAACUCAAUUAUUACAAACAAUUGUUAAUGCACAUAGUGGACCUAUUUGGUGUAUGAGAUUUUCUCCUGAUGGUCGUCUUCUUGCAACAGGUGGUCAAGAUAGUUUACUUAAAGUUUGGAUAUUUAAAUCAGCACAACCUUAUUUUAAUGAUUUUUCUCAAUUAUCAUCAAAUUCGUCACAACAACAAAAUGAAAUUUUAGUAAAUAAAUUUAAUGAAUUUCAUCGAACAGUAUCGUCAGAAUCAGCAAUACCAACAAUUAAUGCCAAACUUGGUCUUAAUGAAAUACAAGCACCACUUUAUACAAAACCUUUUUGUGAACUUGCUGGACAUCAAGCACCUGUACUUGAUGUUGCUUGGUCAAAAUCAUUAUUUCUUCUUUCAUCAUCAAUGGAUAAAACAGUUCGUUUAUGGCAUUUAAGUCGAUUAGAAUGUUUAUGUUAUUUUCGUCAUGUGGAUUUUGUUUCCGCAAUUGCUUUUCAUCCACGAGAUGAUCGUUUUUUUGUUUCGGCAAGUUUAGAUGGACAUGUUCGUCUAUGGAAUAUUCCUGAUAAGCGUGUCGUUCAUUGGACUUUAAUACCAGCGCAAGCAUCAUCACAAAUAACUGCUGCUCAAGCUAAUUUAAUAACAGCUGUUAAUUUUUGUGAUGACGGUCGUAAAGUAACAGUUGGAACAUUUGAUGGUCGAUUUUUACUUUAUACUGAUUCAUUACGCUAUGAUACUGUAAUGAAUAUUGGUGAUAAAGAUGGUAGUCGAAGUCAUCGAUCAAGAAAAAAAAGACGAAAACCAUAUAAAAUUACUGGCAUUGAAUCAAUGAAUUCUAAUAAUUCAAAAGUAUUAAUUACAUCAAAUGAUUCUCGGAUUCGUUUAUAUAAUAUUCGAACAAAAGAAAUUGAACGUAAAUAUCGUGGUUAUUCUAAUCAAUCAAGUCAAAUUCGAGCAUCUAUAAGUCCUGAUGAUCAAUAUAUUAUUAGUGGAAGUGAGGAUAGUUGGUUUUAUGUAUGGAGAACUGAACCAAGUAUAAAUGGUAAUGUCACAUCUACAAAUGCGAAAUUAACAAAAAAACAACGACGCUAUUUUGAUCGUGCUUAUGAACGUAUUCGAGUUCAUAAUACAAUGGUAACUUCAGCAAUUUUUGCACCAAAUCCAGUAGUAAUUAUGAAUCAAUUAUAUUCAACAAAUGAUUUUUCACCUAUGACAACUCGUUCUACUCUUCCAUCCCAAACUCCAGUUUUAAAUAAUAGUAAUCGAACACGAUUUAGUUGUUUAUAUAAUUCAACAAAUUCAUCAGACGGAUCUAUAUCAUCAAAUAUUAAUGGCCCUAUUUAUGUCAUGGUUACAGCUGAUUCCAAAGGUCAAUUGAAAUUACUUAUUAAUCGAUAUCAUCGUUAA
Molecule: messenger RNA, 2562 nt
Organism: Adineta steineri
Lineage: Eukaryota; Metazoa; Rotifera; Eurotatoria; Adinetida; Adinetidae
Source: the annotation of a GenBank genome assembly